AUGGCAACCAUGAAAGCAAUUCAAAUUCAACGUCACGGUGGCACUGAAGUUUUAGAGUAUGUGGAUUUGCCUCGUCCAGAAGUGACUGGAAAUAAAAUCUUAGUAAAAAAUCACGCAAUUGGUGUUAAUUUUAUCGAUAUAUAUCACAGAACUGGUCUAUACAAAGUUUCACUUCCAUUUAUACUUGGACAUGAAGGUGCAGGUGUGGUAGAAUUUAUUGGUGAAGGUGUAACGGAUUUUGCACCAGGGGAUCAAGUAGUUUACAUGGCAUCAGAUUGUUAUGCCGAAUAUACACUUGUCCCAUCUAGUCAUGCAUUUAAGAUUCCAGCAAAUAUUAAAUUUAAAGAGGCUGCUGCUUUUUUGCUUCAGGGCCUAACCUGUUGGACUUUAGUCACGCAAAGUUAUGCGGUGCAAAAAGGAGAUUAUGUACUUAUACACGCUGCAGCCGGUGGAUGUGGUCUUUUGCUCACUCAAUUAUCAAAAUUACUAGGAGCUCACGUAAUUGGAACCACAUCAAACGCUCAGAAAGCAGAACUAGCAAAAAAAGCAGGUGCAGAAUACGUAAUAAACUACACCACAGAAAACGUUGUCGAAAAAGUGAACGAAAUUACCAAUGGAUUGGGUGUCCAUGUUGUUUAUGAUGGUGUCGGAAAAGACACGUUCGAAGUUUCAUUGGCGGCAGCUCGUCGACUCGGAACUGUCAUUUCUUUUGGAAAUGCUUCCGGUCUUGUUCCACCGUUUACUAUCGCUAGAUUAGCAGAUAAAAAUCUAAGGUUAAUGAGACCAAGUCUAAUGAACUAUGUCACGACCAAAGAGGAAUUUCAAAAGUACACCAAAGAAUUAUUUGAUCUGAUUCAAGAGAACAAAAUUUCAUUGUUAAAUGUACAAGUUCAUAAGUUGAGCGAUGCGAAAAAAGCUCACGAAUAUUUAGAGUCCCGAAAAACUACCGGAAAAUUAAUUUUAGAACUUGUCUAA
This is a messenger RNA of Ambispora gerdemannii, 975 nucleotides long. The record is from the annotation of a GenBank genome assembly. Lineage: Eukaryota; Fungi; Glomeromycota; Glomeromycetes; Archaeosporales; Ambisporaceae.